AUGGUGGCUGCCGAUCCUCCCAGAGUAGUCUCGUCGGCAGAGGUGCUUCCCGCGCUCCGAACUGCCGGGGCUUGCAUCCUGGAAGGUGCAGGCAGCUCCAGGGAAGAGGCCGCGGCUCUGCCUGAAGAAAUCUUCGGUGCAGUUCUCGCGGCGGCACCGGAACCCGCGGAGGUCUCGGAGAAAACUUUGGGACCCCGUGGCAUCCGCAAGGAUGACGCCUUCCGAGCGCACACUGACGGCCAUGCCUACGGGGACCUCUUCCCGGACUACUUCCUUUUGCUCUGCGCUCAUGCCAGCUCGAAGGGAGGUGGUAACUUUGUCAUCGAUGGCUACCAAAUCCUUGAUGGAUUAGCAGAGGAUGCUGAGAACUCUUGGGUAGUGAAGGCACUGGAGGAAAGGGCCGUUGAUCAGACUUCCCGACUGCCCAGUAUUUCGCCUGUGGUUCUGCGAGCACCUGACGGGCGGCGAGCCCUUCGGUGUCGCUUGUCUGGUCCGCCGGCAGCUUUUGCAGCACAGAGGGUGAGCCAUGAUUCUGACGACCCGGAGAAAGAUGCACGCAUGUUGGCGAUUUACCAUCAAGCGGUAGAGAAGGCAGCGGAAGCAGCCGACAGGAUCUACUUGCGGCCAGGUGAUGCGCUGGUGGUGGACAACUACCGCAUGUUCCACGGCCGUGAUCCUUACGUAGAUCCGGAUCGCUUGUUGUGGCGGUGCUGGAUCUGGACCACAGCUGCGAGGGGCGUCCCAGACACCGAACUGCACUCCACCCCAGGCAACACGGCGGGGGAAGUGCGCCCCGACGAGGCACCCUUCAAAAAGCAGAGGCUGGAGAAGGCCACCACGAAGCAAUGGAGGCGAGACCUGAUGAGGUCCGACCAGUACUACAAGUUUGGCAGGACCCAGAUGGAGAAUGCCAUGAAUCAGCUGCAGGAGGUCAGUGGCAGCGAGCUGCUGACCAAGAUUCGGCAGAAUGGCUUCCGCCUGACUGUCGGCGACAUCACCUUCGUGUUGGCGGAGUCCUAUGGCUUCUGCUGGGGCGUGGAGCGAGCGGUCGCCAUGGCCUACGAGGCUCGAGAUUUUUUCCCAGACAAGAACAUUUGGGUGACGAAUGAGAUCAUUCACAAUCCGUCGGUGAACCAGAAUCUCUCCGAUAAAGGGAUGCGCUUCGUGGAGACAACGAAGGAUGGGGGCAAGGAUUAUUCCGAUGUGGAGGAGGGGGAUGUUGUCAUUCUGCCCGCCUUCGGUGCGUCCGUCGACGAGAUGGCACUGCUGAAAGAGCGCAAUGUUCAAAUCGUGGACACCACCUGCCCAUGGGUUUCCAAGGUCUGGGCUUCAGUCGAGCGCAGCAAGGACAAGGAUCAUACUGCUAUCAUCCACGGAAAGUACGACCACGAGGAGACUGUGGCCACCAAGUCCUUCGCAUCGAAGUACAUCGUCCUGAAGAACAUGGCAGAAGCGGAGUACGUUGCAGCCUACGUGCUGGGAGAGGGCAACAAGGAGGAGUUCAUGGCCAAGUUCAGCAAGGCCAUGAGCCCGGGCUUCGACCCCGAUGUGGACCUGGAUCGGGUCGGUGUGGCCAAUCAGACCACCAUGCUCAAGGGCGAAACCGAGCUCAUCGGCAAGCUCUUCGAGCGGGUCAGCGCAAUCUUUAUGUGCAUUAAUUGA
This is a messenger RNA of Symbiodinium sp. CCMP2456, 1662 nucleotides long. Lineage: Eukaryota; Dinophyceae; Suessiales; Symbiodiniaceae. The record is from the annotation of a GenBank genome assembly.